Messenger RNA from Sclerotinia trifoliorum, 2482 nucleotides. NCBI's taxonomy places the organism in Eukaryota, Fungi, Ascomycota, Leotiomycetes, Helotiales, Sclerotiniaceae. The record is from the annotation of a GenBank genome assembly.
UGUGAAUGCGUUUUCUACGACUUGUAUCCUCCGACCCUUCAAUGGUUUGCGCCAUGUGAAUUUACGACCAUAUACAGCUCAAAAUUAAGAGGAAAGAAAGAGGAAAGAACGAGGACAAAGAGAAGAGAAAUACAUUUCGACUGACUUUGGAGGAUUUCUUUUUAAUUUUCAAGGAGUCAAUUUGUUUUGUUUGCCUUGACCAAAAUCCUCAUUUGCAGCAUUUGAAAAUCACCCAUCUUAUCGUAUCACAAGCAAAAAACUCCCCGAUCGAAUACUCAACUCAACAAGUACAACCCUUUAAAACCUCCAGGGACACCAUUAUUUCAGCAGUACACAUAUGCCGAGUAUUAAUUGUCCAAUUCUAUCCCUCACGAAAAAUUUGCAGCAAUUUCCGCACCACCGUCGGCGUUUGAUAUCAAAAUGGAGCACAAUCACAUGUUAGGGGAAUGCCCCCCAUCCUACGCAUCUCACGACCCUCAAUCCUUGAAUUUACCUUCUAUACCUACCACGGAACCACCAUCGAUUCAUCAUGACCGAGUUCUACCCCCAUUACCUCCUAUGUCUGUAGAGCAGAAAUAUCGGCAAGAACCAGUUUUAGAAGUACAAUCAACAUGGCCGUCUUCGAAUCCUUUAACCGCAUAUUAUCAACCAGGUCCCUCGCAGCUAUCGCCUAAAGCAACAACCAGAAGAAACACGGAUUCGCCGAACGCUAUGGACUUAGAUUUAUCAGAUAAUAGAGCAAGGCGGGGAGGGAGUGUGCUAUCUAUAGACGAUCCAGAUGUGCGACUUGCUGCUGAAGCAUUAGGUGAUCUUCGCGCCGGUAGGUUUUUUUUGAAGAAUUUUCGAUAUCUUAAUUUUAAUUUCAUUGGCAGAUUUCAUACAGUCUCCUCCUCAUCAUCAUAACAAUGCUGCUUCCAACUCGCCUCGAUUUAGACAAGGUAGUUCAACACAACCGGAACCUCUCCUCUCUCUCCUCACCACAUCCCACCCGUUCAUUGGUAACGCGAUAGGUGGUUCUUUAUCCGCAUAUUCGGCUUCCAAGAAUUAUAGUCCUCGUUUCAAAUCUAGCGCAGAAUAUGUUGAGAGAAGGAUUACUCCCGUCGUCAAUACAAUCAAUUCCGUUAAUCGUAUCACUGGAGUUGAAGGGGGUGUACGUUGGUUCCUUGGUGGUCGUCGACCAAGUCAUCAUGGUCCUUCCGACACGGAGUCCGACUCCCCUUCUCAUAAACGUCGAAAGGUCAAUACCUCUUCUCCAUCCGACCUCGAAGGACAGCCCAUGCAGCUUGAAGUCCAAUUUGAUCAACAACGCCGUCGUCGACCCAGUCAGGUAUCGACAACGGAUAGCCUUCCUGCAUAUGAUGAUCAGCGCAGUCCCAGCUACGAAGCCACACAACAAGCCUUGAUACCAUCGAACCGGAGGUCGGAUGAAUCCGCAUCGCCUGGUAGCUCAUGGCAAUCCCGUCUUGUCCUCUCGACCUCGGGACUUAGUGUCGCCAUGUCAGAAGAGUCACUCAGAAGUCUGAAAUACUGUCUUAGUUGGAUUCGUUGGGCAAAUGAGCACAUAGGAAAGCUCAUUGUGGCAUUGAAAUCAGUUUUGGAGCAAUAUGAUAAUUCUGGCACCAUUGCUGACGCCCCUUAUUCCGACAAACGAACUGAUAAUAAUCAGAGACAAGUGGUACUUCAUACAGAUGACCAACGGUCAGCCUUGACUGCAAAAAUUGCACAAUUAAACAAGGAUGUUUUGAAGACCCUAAAAGAGGUGGUGGACAUCGUCUCGAAAUAUGCUGGCGGUGCUUUACCUGAAAAUGCUAGAGAUCUUGUACGUAGGCACUUAACAUCCUUGCCUCGAAGAUUUCAAAUUGCAAAUUCCGUUUCAAAUGGUGAGAAUAGGAGCCAUCGGGAUGGAGAUAGUGAGGCCAAAGAAGGUGCGCAGAGGGUUAUGGUGUUGGCGAAAGAAGGUUUGGAUAUGAUGACUCAAGUAUCAGGAGUUUUAGACGGCACUAUUGUUAGUGCGGAAGAAUGGUGUGAGAAGUUAGGUCGAAAGAAGCGGGAAGAAAGGGAAGCUGCUACUCCACAAGAUGAAAAGAUGACGAAUGAUGGAAGUGAAAAUGAAAUUACGGAAAUGUUACCCGUCCCAAGUGGAGACGUCAAGGUGGGCUUCACGGGAUUUGGUGAAGAGAGACCUACACUCGUUUAAGAACUCAAGACACUCUUUCGUCCAUAUUUUGUUUUUAACUGUGGGCACACGGCCACAUGUGAUGGAGUACUUCUGGACAUGGAAUUGGAAAGACAUGAAAAUUGGCGUAUUGAUAUCGGGGAAUCCAGGCGUCGAAUUGUGAAAUUGGAUAAAUGGCGAAGCGCGAAAGGGAAAUAUGAGAAAUGGUUAUAUCUCUUCUGGUUCAUCGAGAUAGUUUUGCUAUAUACCAUACGCGUUACUGGGAUUUGUACUGUACUGUACUGUUGAUGGAUUUGUGAAAUGUGG